AAUAAUAUGACGUAUAAUAAAUUUAUUUUAUUGAUUGUGAUUCUCAAAUUUUGGAGCGGCGUAAUUUGUCAAUCGCAAAAGAAUAUUCAAAUACCUUCUGAUAAAAGUUCAUGUGGCGUAGUUAAUGUUAAUUGCGCAUCAGGACAAGGAACAACCGUUGAUUGUGAAACCGGUACGAGACUUUAUGGCCCCCCAGGAAAACGCGGUCCAGCUGGAGCAACUGGCCCUAGAGGGCCCAAAGGAAAUACGGGUUCACAAGGUCCGAAAGGAAAACCUGGUAACAGCGUAAACGUUGAAGAAAUCAAGAAUCAAAUCAUGAAGCAAAUUGGUGCACAUAGUUGUGAAGAUUUGACAGAAAAUCACGGAGUUACAAAAUCGGGAUUUUAUAUUUUACGAUCCAUUGAAACGUCUCAACUAAAUUACAUCUACUGUAGUUUUGAACCCGGUAUUACCACGUGUAAUCAACUCAGAAAUAGUCAAGGAGUGAAUGAGACUGGACUUUAUAUUGUUAGACCAGAAGCAUCGUUGCCGUCUUUCAAAAUAUUCUGCAAAUUCUCUUUACGCGAUGCAAUAACAGAAAUAUGGCAUGACAAUAUGAAUGAAAUUGAAGUUGAUGGAAAUUGUGAGAGUCCAGGUUGUUACACGUGGACUCCUAACUAUUCGUUGAAUCAAGGGCAGAUUGUCAGCAUUAUUUCGAUUUCUCGAGAAUGUAGACAAUUCGUAAAGUUUCGGUGCAAAGGCGUCUUAUUAUUUCGAGAUGGACAUGGACAUUGGGUAUCACGCACUGGUCAAAAGAUGAGGUAUUGGGGUGGCUCUACCUCAAUGCGUGGAAAUUACUGCGCAUGUGGGGAAAAUGGAAAUUGCGUGGACAAUAGGUAUAAAUGCAAUUGUGACAAUAAUCAGAUCAAAAUACUGACAUCUGAUGAAGGGUAUCUCACGGACAAAACAGUGCUACCUUUAAAAGAAGUUGGUUUUGGUGAUAACGGCGAUGCUGGAGAGAAGGCUUGGUUCACUAUUGGAAAACUGGAAUGCAUGGGAUAGAUAUUUUGAAGAUAUAUGCGUUGUAGUCGAAUAAAUCAUGAUUUUUAGAGACGUUUGUGGUGCCUGUAGGUCUAAAUGCCAUUCAAGAUCACUUCCUCGAAUACAAUACAUUGAUGAG
Styela clava is the source of this 1159-nucleotide messenger RNA. RefSeq lists its product as uncharacterized. Lineage: Eukaryota; Metazoa; Chordata; Ascidiacea; Stolidobranchia; Styelidae. The record is from RefSeq and is a predicted model, not a curated record.